This is a messenger RNA of Fomitiporia mediterranea MF3/22, 1221 nucleotides long. RefSeq lists its product as uncharacterized. NCBI's taxonomy places the organism in Eukaryota, Fungi, Basidiomycota, Agaricomycetes, Hymenochaetales, Hymenochaetaceae. The record is from RefSeq and is a predicted model, not a curated record. Bases 54 to 1085 code for a protein of 343 amino acids. The transcript is spliced from 5 exons.
AAAAGUAGUCCUCUUGUCCUUUCUUGAGAUGCUGAGUUGGCGAACUCACUAUCAUGGGCCUUCAUGAAGCACUUAGAGUUUCGAAGAUCCCUGGUUCGUCUUCUCAAGAGGGCUGCCAUUAUUACAAGACCGACAUAUCGAGAGAAUGGUGUAUUGGAGGUAUACCUCAAGGCGGCUAUGCUGUUGGUCUUAUACUGUCGUCAGCUUGUGACCUACAAUCAAACACGCCUCAUCCUGACCCUGUGCAUCUCACAGCACACUUCUUGCAACCUGUCGACAUUGCGGAAGUUGGAGUCCGCGUGAACGUAACGAGAAGAGGCAAGAGGUUUACGAACAUUGAUGCGGAUCUUGUUCAAGAUGGAAAGCCAAAGAUUACUGCUAGAAUGAUAUUUGGUGUGAUACCCGACCUCACAGAACUAUCUGCAUCCUCGAAUCCUCUUACAUUAACACCACCAUCACCCAACGCACGUCGAAUCCCACUUUCACAGCAUCCAUCUCUUGCUACUCCUGAUAGACCGAACGACAAGUAUCUGUAUCAGAUUAAAUCAGAGGAUCGAUUUUUCGAGAAGAGGAAUGCAGAACGCGCGAAACGACAGGCUGCAGGAGAGGCUGUCGCGUCACAGGACUGCGGACUCGAAUGGGGUGCAUGGCUCGAAUUCAGUGAUCCGAAGGAUGUGUUGGAUGUUGCCAUGAUGCCAUUCCUCGGGGAUACAAUGAAGAACCUACCCAGUCUCUUACCACGGGAACACAGGCCAGGUCCAAGUUGGUUUGCAACUGUGGUCUUGACCUUGGAGUUCAAGUCGCGGAUUCCAUCCCUUAUUUCGAAUUCUGGGUCUUCGCAAUCGCCCUUCUCUCCUCGAACAGUUGGCAUUUACUCUUCAGCGCGAUUCAUGUCGGAGGGACGUCACGAUGCAUACGUAGAAAUCUGGACCGCCCCGUCGACAAUAGGCAGCGCGAAUCCGGGCUCACGGGUAGAGUCGGAGAAGAUAGAUGCAGAGUGGCGAGAAAAACAAGUCUGCUUGGCCAUUGCCACGCAGAUGGCACUGACUAUCCCUGAGGAGAACUCGCGUAGAAGUCGUCUAUAGAUCAGAUCUUGACCCAGAAUUGGAUAGAUUUCGGCGUGGUGCUUUCUGGGCUAUCGUGCAUAUAUUAUUAAAUAAUGCAGCCUAAAUCUUAAUGUUCAGACAGGAUGUAAUGAAGGAUUCACUGUAUUGAAAUGCC